Trichoplusia ni (cabbage looper) is the source of this 7176-nucleotide messenger RNA. RefSeq names its product putative leucine-rich repeat-containing protein DDB_G0290503. The coding region runs from base 316 to 6327 and encodes 2003 amino acids. NCBI's taxonomy places the organism in Eukaryota, Metazoa, Arthropoda, Insecta, Lepidoptera, Noctuidae. The transcript is spliced from 14 exons. The record is from RefSeq and is a predicted model, not a curated record. Gene Ontology annotation, molecular function: protein binding.
AUACAGAAAACUCUCCUUUUGUCUCGUUCAAUCCAAUAUGGCGGCAAACGGUGUAUGAAAGGUGCGGAAUGUUUUGAUUCGAAACGAACAAUAAAAAAAUUGUAUGAAAAAAAAAACUAACGAAACGCGAAAAAAAAUACGCAAUGGCCGGUGAAUUAACGUGGUUUUCGUGUUGUUAAUAUUAAAUAUUAGAUCUAUCUUGAACCAGUUGUGCUGAGUGAAGUGUUUAUGAAUUGAAUAUUAUUUUUUUAUGUUACGAUUUGCGUUUGCUAAUGUGGUCGUUUGAAGUAAUAUGUGAUAGAUUCCACGCUAGAUAUGUCUACCGACCCUGAUAAAGCUACGGGAUACCCGAAUGCGAAUGUUAAAAGUGUAACUACGGAGUUUAGUGAAAUUGGUGACAAAACUUGUGGUGAUGAAGUUGAAGAAAAAAAGAAUGUACGUACAGUACGUUUCCCUGAUGAAGACCAGAUUGUGACGCAGUAUUUCGAGCCAGCAAACCCCUGGCAAGAUGUGCCGACGACGACGCGCUCGCAGCUCGCUGCCGAAUACCUGGAGUCCUGUCGACGACAUGACACACCAUGUCUUGAUGGUGUGCUGGAGCAAAUACGGGAACUCCCCGAGUCGUCGAUCGGGGGCGCCACACGAGCGCCCCGCCUCACCCUGGCCGAGUGCUCGCUCUCGGGCACCGCGCCGGCCGACGCGCUCGAGUCCAUCAUGCGUCGCGUACAGUUCCGACGGCUCGAAUUAGAGCACGCCGGCGUCGACGACGAGGGCGCGGAGGCGAUCUUCGACAUGGUGGAGUACUACGAGAGCGCGACUGUGCUGUGUAUCAGCGGACCGAGGAUGUUCGGCAUCAGGGGCUGGCAGGCAGCCUCCAGGAUGAUCAAAAAGAGCGCAGAACUAUCAGAACUAGAAGUCCGGGACGCCCCCCUGGAAGCGUCCCACGCGCCGGUGUUGGCGCGCUCGCUACGAGCCCACACUUGCCGACUGCGCGCGUUGUGCUUGCAGCGCGUCGCGUUAGCAGGCGAACCAUUACUGUGUCUUGUGAUAGCCCUAAAAUCGAACAGUUCAAUACGUGAGCUUCGCCUGGGUGACAACCGGCUGUCCGUGACGGACGCCGCGCAGCUCGCCUCGCUGCUGCGAUACAACUCCAGGAUACAACUCCUGGACCUGUCCAACAAUCAGAUACAGGACGCGGGCGUAGCGGCGUUAGCAGAAGCAUUGUCUGAACAAGCGGCGCUGUCACCACCCUCCUCAGAUAGUAGGUGUCUUGUGGGUAACAACGACUCUCGUGGCCUCGCCUUCCUGGUGCUCUGGAACAAUCAGCUGACGAGGAACUGCGCACCAUAUCUCAGUAAGGCUUUGCGUUCGUCCCAAUCCCUAUGCGUGUUGAACAUCGGUCGCAACGCGGUGGGCAGCGAGACGGUGAGGGCGGUCCCGCGCGGCGCCCCGCUGGUGUCGCUGGGGCUGCAGGCGGCGCGCCUCGGGCCCGACGCCGCGCCCGCGCUCGCCGACCUCGUGCGGGCCCACGGGAGGCUGCAGAGGUUAGAUCUCCGUGAGAAUCGACUCGGCGCCGCCGGCCUCCAAGCCAUACUGACAGCGCUCAAGGAGAACAACACUCUGACGCAGAUCGACCUGGACGAGCCGCCCGAUUCGUCGAGCCUAUUAGCGGAGGACAACGAGGCGGCGCUAGUCCGACGCGUGACCCGCGAGAUCCGCGCCCUCUGCCGGCGGAACGAGCCGACCAAGCCGGAGGACGACACGACACACCCUGUACACAGGAAGAUCAGCCUCACGUGCCAUACAGCGUGUUUGUUGAGGCAGGGUAUGGGCGGCGGCGAGGAGGAGCGGCGCGGCGGGCGGCUGCGCUCGCCGGCGCCGUCGCCCGCGCCCUCGCCCGCCGGCAGCCCCGUGCCCGCCCCGCACCCGCACUCGCGGUUCAUGGUUACCCGUGUGACUCCCGAGCGAGACUCUUCGACGGACAGCAGCAGUUCAACGUCGUCGACGCCGACGCGUCCGUACUGCCCGCCGUCCAGGUUUAGAGUUGUACAGGUUUUGGAACCGCCUCAAAUCCAAGUCCACCCGGCAUCCAGUCAACCGAGGAAGUCCCCCUCCCGGUUCUCGGUGACCAGGAACUACGACAGCGUGUACAACCCAACCCCAUCGCCACCACCACCCAGCCCGGCGCCAUCAAUACAAGCGCUAGAUCCCACGACACUCAAUGACCAAGUAUUCACACGAAAUGACAACGACACUCCCGUUAAAAACGACACUUUAGUUCACAGUGAAGUGUCAACACAAAAUGAUAACAAAUUGACUCAGUUCAGUGAUUCUUUUCAAGAUAAAAGUGUUGUUAUACAAAGUAAGAACGACACUCUGGUUCAUAGUGAUGUGUCGUUACAUGAUAAGGAUGAAGUGAUGGUCACUCAAAGACAUGACGUUUCGACACAAUUUAGUGAUGUAACUAUACAGAGUGGAGAUAAAAAUGUUACAAGUCAAUGUAAAAACGACGUUUUGGUUCAUAGUGAUUUAGAGAUUAAAGAUAUAGAAAAAACAGUCGUUUUGGCGAAUGAAAGUUUAGAUAAAAAAGUCGUCGCUCAAUCGAGUAAGUCUUUAACUGAUAUAGUUAAAAGUGAACCGUUAAGUAAAGUAGAACUAACUCAAAGUGAAGCUAAAAUAGACACGAAAAAUGAAGGUGUAGUUAAAAACGAAGGUGCAUGUCAAAAUCUAGAUAAAGUUAAAAUUGAAACAAUUAAAACUGAAGGUUCAACUCAAAAUGUAGUUAAACAUGAAGAUGCAAGCAAAGAUAAAGUUAAAAAUGAACCGAAAUUAAUUGAAGGUGCAAGUAAAAAUGAGAUUGUUGUUAAAAAUGAAACUUCGCCAGUGAGAAAGGUUGUGACUACACAGGUACGAAGCGAAGCCAUGAGGCAAGCUAAACUAGAAAUGUUAAACCAGAGCGUUGAACCCGCACCUAAGAAAGACACUACACCUUUUUUCAGUUCUGAUCCUAUGGUAAAAAAUCCAAUUAAAAUUGAAGACAAGAAAACAGCGGCUGCAAUUAAAAUUGAAGCCACUCAAUCUUUAGUCACUGAUAUUAAAAGUGAACCCGCUGACCAAGUGAGAAAUGAAAAUAUUAAAGAAAUAUUACCAGAACUUAAAAAAGAAGUGUCCCUUCAAAAAAUAGAGCCUUCAUUAACCGAAUCAAAUAAAAAUGAACCAAAAGUUGAAUCAAAUCAAGUCAAACCUACAGAACAAACGCCAAUGUUGACUGUAAAAGUCGAAUCAAAUCAAGAAAGUCAAACCAAGUCAAUUGAAAGCACAGUCAAAAUAGAAACGACAAGUCAAGUCAAAAAUGAUGAGUCAAAUAAAGUCAUAACCGAUCAAGUUAAAAUUGAGUCAAAAAUUGAACUUACGAAGAGCAAAACUGAGUUAACCAGUCAAAUUAAACCUUUGGUUAUUGAUCCGGUUCAAAUUAAAACUCUAGUUAGUCCGACGAUCAAAGCGCCGAAACCAGAAAUACAUACUAUAAUCGAAACUGAGUCUGAAAUCGAUGAAACUGAAUCGAUUUCAAAAAUCGAUUUGGCUUCGACUAAUAAAAGUGUUGCUCUAUGUGAAUCAAAAACUGAGUCUAAUAAAUUUGAAUCUAAAGAAAGCGUUAGCAAUGAGGCUGGGUGGGAUCUAACGAAAAAAUCUGAAUCUGCAAUUAUAACUGAAAAAAAUCUAGACGUUACAGAUUCAAUCUCAAAUUUGAGUGCGCAAUCAAGUUCAACUCAAAAAGACGUUACAAAAACUCAAGAAACAAAAAGUGAAAUCGAUAAAAUUGUGAUAGAUAGUAUUAAAAAUCCAACACUAGUUAAAAGUGAUUUGAAAUAUAGUGAUGUGCUGAAAAGUGAUAAAAAAAACAUUAUCGAUAAAGCCAAAGUGGUUCGCGACCAAAUCAUAGACAAUUUAGACGAUAAUUUAGAUAUAGACAAAAUGAAAUCCAUAGAUAAAAGUAGAGAUAGAGAUAGUUUUCAAAAUGUACCUGCUGAAGUUAUACUUAAGAAAAACAAGAGUGAAUCCAGUCUGGAUAGCCCAGAUCUAGAAGUGUCUAGACUAAUGCAGAAGAGAACAGAAGAUAAAAACGUAUUCGACAGUAAUUCUUCUUUGGAAAUUUCUGGAAGUUCAAUGGAGAGUUUGAACGAGCAAAAUAAGUCGGUUCAAGAGUUGGACAGACGGAAAUCAGUCAUUCUGUCCAACGAGAGCAGUGUCGAGUCGACUAGUGAUGUGACCCCAGUCAACAGCGGAAACUUCCUAAAUCUAUCUUUGAGUUCCAACGAAAGUGUCUCACCUCUAUUCGGAAAGACGAAAUUAAUACACGAUUCGUUAUCGAGUCUAGAGGCCAGUGUCAGCUCUCUAGAUUCUGGAAAAAUCGAUAAAAUCAUGGUCACGUCCGCCGACUCAGGAAUCGAGUACUCGUUGCAACAUCCCUCGGAGAAUCGAGACGACAAUUCAUCGAAUGAAGGUACUUUGACGAAUAAUUCCAGUCUAAAAGAAUCCAUGAGGAAACCGGAAGUACUUCUCGAAUCUAUAUCCUCGCCAAAAAGGACUUCCAGUCUUCUGGAUGUGCCAGCAUUGAAGAGUAAAGGUCUAGAUCGGAUGAGGAAGAUAUCCUGGGUCGCCCCUUCAUCCAGUUUCCAUGUCCCGAGAGCAGAAGAGAAGGAAGCAAAGCCUUCUCACUUAGAGAAGCUACUGUCUCUGUUCCAACACCCUGCUAGCAUCUUCUCCAGAAGUCUUACUUCUGAUGAUGAGAAGAAGACGUCCAGCACACCGCCGAGGAAGGACUCUUCUCUCACCAGCUCCUUCUGGUCGUGGGGGUCGACGAUAGAGAGAGAGAGAGACGAUUCAGAAGCUACAGACUCCACUCUAUCAGAGAGAGUUCAAGUCUCCUUCGUAGAUGAAUCAUUUUCGAAGAAACUAGAUUCAAAAACUCCAUCUACUGACACGGAUAACACGUUGUCCGAAUUCCAGUCUUUCCCGCAGGAGAGUGAGAUGGGAGAGAGAGAGACGGAAAGAGAGAGAGAAAGAGAAACAGUUACCAUAACCACCGAAGAUAUUAUAGUACAAAAUUUAGACGUAAGUGUAAUUAAUAAUGCUAACAGAAAUGAGAUAGGUAGAGAAAAUAGAGAUGAGAGAGAGAAAGAGAUAGAGUUAGUCAGGCCUAGGUCUUUUGCCGCAGUCCUGAAAGCGUCUGGGUCUGAGAAUUCUCUAGAUAAACAAUCUAGCCCUGAUAACGGGCAAUCCGUUGAGAAACUACCGAGCAAAGUGAUUCGUGGGAUAAAAGAAAAUAUAAGUCCUGAAAAUACAUUAACUUCAAGUAUGAGUAAUACUAAAGCUUUAGCCGUCGAGCUAGAAAGACAGGUCAAAAAUCCAGACCCAGUCAAAAUUGAGCCUAGAAUCGAAGAUAAAAUCCAGACUGAGUUAUUAGCUCCGAUAGCUACUAUUGAAGAGACUUGUGAUGUUUUCCCAUUGCAACUAGCUUUUAUAGACGAAGUUAACACUGAAAAAGAUCUAGAACAAAAUACAGAGAAGUCUAAAGAAAUAGAUCUAGGUAAAGACGCGUUGUCUUAUCUAGUUUAUGACGUCAGCGAGUUUCGGCCUGAAAAGCCAGUCCCACAGAGUUCUUUAGCUCAGGAAUUAAGAGAUGCUGAAAUUAAGGAAAUUCUAGAUCUUAGCCCGGAAUUAGUUGUUGAUGAGUUACAAGAUAACGUUUUCGCGCCAAAAGAAAUUAUAAAAAGAACUUCUCCAAUAAUUCCUGAACGAGCGAAAAUCAUAAAAUCUAAUUCUCUAGAAGAUUUAUCCAUAACAGAAGAGAAAGUUAGUCCGAAAACGAAAACUAUAGCUUUUAAAGUACCAGAAAGUACCACACCUAGAGAUAUACCGGAACGAAGGGCUAAGUUACGGACUAGGAGCGGGUCUAGCCCGAAAAGUUUACCAGAAAGUCUAAAUAAACCUUGCCCUUUAACCAAAAUGGAGUCAAUUCUGUCUAAAAAGAAGAAAAAAGUGUCUUCUCUGGGAAAAAUGGCAAGAGAUUCGCUGUUAGCGCUGAAUAUGAGUGAAGAGGAGAUAGCAGAGUUCAGAAGAUCUUAUAAACUGACUUCUGUGGAGAGUUUGAAGAGUCUAGAGUCUGUUUCAGAAGAUGCAAACUCUCAAAGUGGCAACUCUAUCGAUUCAAGGUGCAGAGCGUGUUUAAGAACGUCGCAAGAGAGUCUCAUGUCCCUAGACUCCAUAUCCGAAGACUGCAGGUGUGCUGAAGACUGCGAGAGGCCUGGAAAGUCGGCUAGAUAAUUUGCCCAACACUGGGCUGCUCUUAGAUACCGUAAUACUGCUAAAUACAAGAUUAAGUUUUGGUUGCCCCACGUUGGGGCGCCAUUAUCGAUGUUAAUAACACCAGCCUGUAACUGUCCCACUGCAGGCCUCUCAUACAGAGAUUUCCUUUUUCCAAUAUAAAUACAAGUUUCUUGCAUAGAUUAAAUAAGAAAUAGAUAGAGCUAGUUAUCAAAAUUAUAAAUAUAUAAUAACACAACAAGCUGUUAUAAAAUAUAUUAAUAAACUCUUGCCCUAUCUAUAUUUUUAUUUGGUCUAUGGGAUUAUAGGAAUAUACAGAAUGUUCAAACAGACUCUGGUCCUAUUUAAAUACAGCUUUAAGUGACAAUUAACAACUUCAUUCAAGAAAAUAAUUGUUUAUUUAAAAUAAUAAUUAAUUGAUAUGAAAAAUCUAAAUGCACACGUUUUUAAACGUCAACGUCGUUGUAAUGUUGUAAUUUACAUUGUCAACGGGUUUGAAGCUACCCUGAAAAUGUCAGCCUGCUAGCUUAUCGGGAACUGCCUCAAAAUUGAGUUGCAAAAAUCCAACCGAAACGACAAACAAGAAAGUGAGUUUAUAGAAACGUGGGAAAAAUACCGGUCCAGCUUGAGUCGGAGUUCCGAUACUGAGGGUUCCGUACAAAUAGGCUAAAGAGAGUUUUGUCAAAAGAAAAUGGCCCUUCAUCGAAAUUUAUUACGUACGGUACAAGCUGUUGUGUUGUUAUAAUCUUGAUUUUUAUCGAUGUUAUAACAGACAUCAUUUAUGAAAAUAUCAAGUGUCUAGCUAUCACGGUUCAUGACAUACAGCCUGGUGACAGACUGAAAGACAAU